AUGUCAGACUCCAACAACAACACCUACUUCUUCCUAACAGGCCUCCCAGGGCUUGAGGCUGUGUACACCUGGCUCUCCAUUCCCCUAUGUGUCGUGUAUGUGGCUUCCCUGGCAGGGAACAGCCUGAUCCUGUGGCUGGUGAGGUCAGAGCCCAGCCUGCACCAGCCCAUGUACUAUUUUCUAUCCAUGCUGGCGGUGACUGACCUGGGUCUAUCUGCCUCUACGCUGCCCACCAUGAUCACCAUCUACAUGCUGGGUCUCAGACAGGUGGCGGUGGAAGUGUGUCUGGCACAGCUCUUCUUCAUCCACUCCUUCUCCAUCAUGGAGUCCUCUGUGCUGCUGACCAUGGCCUUUGACCGUUUUGUGGCCAUCAGCAGCCCUCUUCGCUAUGGCACCAUCCUCACAAACACCUGGAUUUUCAGCUUGGGCUUGGCCAUUGUGGUGCGUGGUAUAGGUCUCCACAUCCCAGUCCCCAUAAUGCUGAAGAAGCUUCCAUACUGCCGGAAUCGCCUGCUUUCCCAUUCUUACUGCCUACACCCAGAUGUCAUGAAGCUGGCCUGUUCUGACACCCUCAUCAACAGUGCCUAUGGUCUCUUUAUUGUGUUCUCUACACUGUGUCUGGACUCUGUACUCAUUGUCCUCUCCUAUGGGCUGAUCCUCCAAACAGUACUGUCCAUAGUCUCUAAGGUUGAGCGCCUCAAAGCCCUCAACACAUGUGUCUCCCACAUCUGUGCUGUGCUGCUCUUCUACAUUCCCACCAUUGGCCUAUCUAUAAUCCACCGAUUUGAGAAGAGAGCUUCCCCUUUCAGCUGUGUGCUGCUCUCUUAUUUGCACUAUGUCUUACCUCCGUUGCUCAACCCCAUUGUCUAUACUAUCAAGACUAAGCAGAUCCGACUGAAGAUAUUGCAACUCUUCAGGAGAGGUGGAAUAAGCAAAAGGGACAAAGAGCACCAUUAA
Molecule: messenger RNA, 957 nt
Organism: Loxodonta africana (African savanna elephant)
Lineage: Eukaryota; Metazoa; Chordata; Mammalia; Proboscidea; Elephantidae
Product: olfactory receptor 51G2-like
Exons: 1
Coding region: 1-957 (318 amino acids)
Biological process (GO): G protein-coupled receptor signaling pathway
Cellular component (GO): plasma membrane
Molecular function (GO): olfactory receptor activity; G protein-coupled receptor activity
Source: RefSeq, a predicted model, not a curated record